AGUGUUAACUGUGUGUUUUCCAGCAGAAGGCUUUUUUAGGUGGUGAAAUGCACUGUCAUGAUAUGACUAACGAGAAGGGCUCCCCAAAGCCUGGGGACCUGAUUGAGAUCAAGCGUCAAUAUUACCAGCACUGGGCCAUCUAUGUGGGAGGUGGAUAUGUCAUCCAUGUGACACCUAUAGGUGAUAAUUACCCCCCCACAUCAGCCAUUAGUGUUUCAUUAGUCACUAGAAGGGCGAAGGUGAAGAAACAUCUCCUGGAGGAUGCGGUUGGAAAUGAUGACUGGGCUGUCAACAACAAGUAUGACCACUACCGCGAGCCUUUCCCUGUGGAGGAGAUCAUCCGGCGUGCUGAGAGCCAGAUUGGCAAGGUUGUGCUGUAUCGUUUGUUCUACAAGAACUGUGAGCACUUUGUGACGGAGGUCCGCUAUGGAGAGGGAGUCUCUGAGCAGGUGAGUGGCCCAGGGUGAGCCCUGGUGCUCCCAGAGCAGCUCCUGGCUGCUGGCUGUGAGCCGGGCACUGGGACACAGCCUGCAGCCUGCAUGGGCACAGCCCAGUGCCAGGCGUGGGCUCCAAACCAGCGCUGCCUCUGGCCUGCCCAGAGCCCCUGCACCUGGAGGGGCACUCUGCUCUGCCUG
Ficedula albicollis (Collared flycatcher) is the source of this 635-nucleotide messenger RNA. Its product is annotated as phospholipid-metabolizing enzyme A-C1-like. Lineage: Eukaryota; Metazoa; Chordata; Aves; Passeriformes; Muscicapidae. The transcript is spliced from 2 exons. Bases 48 to 467 code for a protein of 139 amino acids. Gene Ontology annotation, molecular function: A2-type glycerophospholipase activity; glycerophospholipid phospholipase A1 activity. Gene Ontology annotation, cellular component: cytoplasm. The record is from RefSeq and is a predicted model, not a curated record. Gene Ontology annotation, biological process: N-acylphosphatidylethanolamine metabolic process.